GCCAACUUUAACCUUUUGGUAUUUGAUUUACUUCAUACUUCAGCAUCUAAGGGUUAAAAUUUCUGAAUAUCUUGCUAGAGCGCUUUGGACAUAUGGUUUCAAAUUCAUAUAAUACAUCAAUCACACUUGACAGGAUGGUUUCGAGUUAUUAUAGAUUUCAAAUUCUUAAGAAUUCUAUCUUGAACCGAUGACAUCAAAUGCGUGAUGGUCUACGGCAAGAAUCUACAAUUUGCAAAACAUUCUGGUGUUGACAGCCUGGCUUCCAAAAUUUAGGGGGUGGAUGACUUUCCCAAUCUUAUUUCAAUUUUGUUGCUAUGAUCCUAUAUUGGAAUUCUGACGGAGUUAUGGCGGGAAGAGCUAUCAUUUUUUCUACGAUUUUCAGGGGCGCUCUUGAGUAAGGUGGAUUGUGUGAUGUCCAAAGAUUUUUGGGUAACCCAACCCUCACAUGUGUGAAAUACAUUUAGUGCAGGGUUGGUCCAGAACCUUAUUGUAACAAGAAGAAAAUUUUCAUGUUGUGUUUGUCUACUACUUUGAAGGCAGAAAGCUCAAUGACGAAAAGCCAAAACCUGCUGAAUAACAGACUUCAUUGCAGACAAGACUUUGGUGUUGAUACCAUAGUGGAGGAUUUUGACUUCAAGGAGUUGGAUGAAGUUCGAAAAUACUACCCUCAGGGUUAUCACGGUGUAGAUAAGCAGGGAAAACCUAUUUACAUCGAAAGAUUAGGUAAGGUUAACGUGGACAGACUUUUGAAAGUGACAACUUUGACUCGUUAUGUGAAAUACCUAGUCCAGGAGUUUGAGAAGACUCUUGCAAUCAGGUAUCCAGCAUGCUCCACUGCUGCAAACACACACAUUGACUCAAGUACAACAAUUCUCGACGUUGAAGGAGUGGGCUUGAAGAGUUUUACUAGGCCUGCGCAAGAAGUCCUUAUGCAUCUGCGAAAGAUUUAUGCUGAUAAUGAUUCUAAAACACGGGGCCAAAUGUUUAUCAUAAAUGCUAGUCCAGGAUUUAAGCUGCUUUGGAGUGCAGUCAAGCCUUUUAUUGACCCUGAUAUAGCUUCCAAGAUUCAGGUUAUCGGCAACAAAUAUCGAAGCAAAUUGCUUGAAAUGAUUGAUGAAAGUGAGCUGCCUGAUUUCCUAGGCGGUAGCUGUAACUGUAUGUAUGAAGGAGGUUGUAUGAAGUCUGAUAAAGGGCCGUGGAAAGACACAUAUACUGCUGAGUCAGGAUCUGAAACUGAAGAUAAAACACCUGGCUUAGCAAAUUCAGAUUUAAGCAUGGACUCAUUUCAGUCUAGUCAGGAUCUGAAGCUGGAGAAACUGUAAGGAAGAGUCGUACAGAAUUGGGGAUAAUUGGCUGAAACAUAGUAACUUCUUUACCAAGGUAAACUGUAUAGUAGUACUAAUAUUAUCAAAUAAGAGUGUUAAACUCUUGUGCAUUAUGCUAUCUAAAUAAUCCAGCAUAAUGUACCAAACAUUCACUAGGCAUAUGGAUGCCCAAGAUCAGUGAAUGCAUGCAGAUUUUUUCGACGAAUGAACGUCAAUUUACUUUGUUGUACAUGUGAUUUAUUGCGUAAUGUAAAAGGAUAAUUAUUUAUCAAAGUUUAUUAAUAAAAUAAGGUUCAAGAUA
This is a messenger RNA of Olea europaea var. sylvestris, 1626 nucleotides long. RefSeq names its product phosphatidylinositol/phosphatidylcholine transfer protein SFH3-like. The record is from RefSeq and is a predicted model, not a curated record. Bases 510 to 1322 code for a protein of 270 amino acids. The transcript has 8 exons. Lineage: Eukaryota; Viridiplantae; Streptophyta; Magnoliopsida; Lamiales; Oleaceae.